This is a messenger RNA of Eptesicus fuscus (big brown bat), 2034 nucleotides long. RefSeq names its product short chain dehydrogenase/reductase family 9C member 7 (gene SDR9C7). The transcript has 4 exons. Gene Ontology annotation, molecular function: oxidoreductase activity. NCBI's taxonomy places the organism in Eukaryota, Metazoa, Chordata, Mammalia, Chiroptera, Vespertilionidae. Bases 81 to 1022 code for a protein of 313 amino acids. The record is from RefSeq and is a predicted model, not a curated record.
CCAGCUCGGGGUCAGAGGAGCAGCCUCUCCUGCCGUCUCCUGAGCCCGAUCCUUCUUGGCCAUCACCUCCUCCCUGCCCUAUGGCGGCUCUCACGGACCUCUCCUUUAUGUACCGCUGGUUCAAGAACUGCAACCUUGUCCGAAACCUCUCAGACAAGUAUGUCUUCAUCACAGGCUGUGACUCGGGCUUCGGGAACCAACUGGCCAAGCAGUUGGUUGAUAGAGGCAUGCGGGUGCUGGCUGCUUGUCUCACUGAGGAGGGGGCCCAGAAGCUUCGACAAGACACCUCCUAUCGGCUGCAGACCACCCUCUUGGAUGUCACCAAGAGUGAGAGCGUUCAGGAGGCGGCCCAGUGGGUGAGGGGCCAAGUGGGCGAGCAAGGCCUCUGGGCCCUGGUGAACAAUGCUGGUGUGGGCCUGCCCAGUGGUCCCAAUGAAUGGCUGACCAAAGAGGACUUUGUGAAGGUGAUCAAUGUGAACCUGGUGGGACUGAUUGACGUAACCCUCCACAUGCUACCCAUGGUCAAGAAAGCCCGGGGCAGGGUCGUCAACAUGUCCAGCUCUGGUGGUCGUGUAGCUGCCAUUGGCGGUGGCUACUGUGUCUCCAAGUUUGGUGUUGAGGCCUUCUCUGACAGCAUCAGGCGUGAGCUCCACUACUUUGGGGUGAAAGUCAGCAUCAUUGAGCCGGGGAACUAUCGGACAUCUAUUCUGGGCCAGCAAAGCAUGGAGUUGCACCUGCGGAAGCUGUGGGAUCGGCUGCCUCAGGAGACCCGGGAUAGCUACGGAGAGGAGUACUUCCAAAUCUAUUCUGACAAUCUAACAAACAUGAUGAGGUUGGCAGAGCCAAGAAUCCGAGAUGUCGUCAACAGCAUGGAACACGCCAUUGUUUCCCGGAGCCCACGCAUCCGCUACAACCCUGGCCUGGAUGCCAAGCUCCUCUACCUCCCCUUGGCUAAGUUGCCCACCCCUGUGACAGAUUUCAUCCUGAGCCGGUACCUUCCAAGGCCAGCAGACAGUGUCUGAGCCGGGAAAGCCCAAGGAGUGGUCAUUGGAGUGCAGAGGAGGGGCCUGGGAGAAGGGGCUAUGGGUCACAAGAGGUGGCAUCAGCUAUUCUGGGGACACUUUGCUUGUCUGACACCCAUUGCUGGUGAAUUUAUGAGUAAUUUCUAACAGAAGAUGAAUCCUCUUCCCACUCACUGGGGCAACACAGAAACGUGAGACGCCUUUGUAAGUUCAAAGACCGGCAGCAUGGUCCCAAGAACCUCUGUCACCUGGUCAGUGUGUAGCUUUUCCUGGACCUGGAAAAAUCAAGGCGAGGAUAACUGGUUCCUGCUGCAUCACACACCUCCCUCAGUUGUCACUGCCACUGGGAAAUAUUGUGGCAUAAUCCAGCCCACAGGAGAAUCUCAACCACUUUCUUACUGGGUUUUUAAAUACGCAUUAACUUCUUUCACAUAACCCAUUAUUUAAAGUAUGUAGUAAGGCAGACAAGAUUAAUAAUAGGGAGUACAAGAUUAACCAGGCAAAAGUUUAUAAUAUUUUCUCUCUUUUAAGUUCCUCUAUCCAUAGGUGAUUGGGAUCCACAUGGAAUAAUAUUCAUUUAUUUAAUCAGCAUUAAUUCUUCAAAUAUUUAUUGAGUGCCUACUACAUACCAGGCACUGUGUAGUUGCUGGAAGGUUAUACAAUGAUUAAAUCAUGGUCUUGAUUUGUUUUGUGGUUUUGUUUUUGUUUUUUACCACAGUGUCUAAUAGCAAAGAUGGGACAAAUGGUGAUAAAAUAAAACAUAAAUAAGAAAAUCACCUAAAAAAAAAAAGAAAGAAAAUCACCUAAUUCAGUGUUUCCCAAACUUGGCUAUAUGUCAUAAUCUCCUGGUUAAUUAAAAAUACAGAUUCCUAGGCCUCAACAUUAGAAAAUAUUAUUCCGUAGACUUAGGAUGGGGCCCAGAAAUCUGCAUUUGUAGUACAAACCUAGACGGUUCUGAUGCACCUAGGCACUUGGAAACUGUUGGUAGCCCAGAGAAGUCAUUAAUGUUCAG